AUGAACAAGAUUAGGGACGCGAUUAUCGAAAUAGAGAGCGGAAGCACCACAUCACCGAUCACUACUCAAGUACCUGUAUCAAUAUCCCAGGCGGCUAUCCCUUCAUUUAACGUCGUCAAUAAGCAUGGCGAAGCUAACACAUCGGGGUCAAAUGCUCAAACAUCAUCAUCAUCAUCAUCAUCAUCAUCAUCCACGGCCACUACAGCAGACCUAACAGUAGUACAUAUACCAGACACCCCUCCAAAAACAACAGUUGAAAAUUUGCCUCAAACCACUUCCCUUACAAGACCUAAUCAAGAUGUCACACACGGUGUUGAUACUUCAGGGAAGAAUAGUGAUACCUUUAAAGCAAAAAUUCCGCUCCAGCGGUCAUCUCCGCUAUUAAUGUCGGUACAGUCAGUACCGCCUCCUGUCAACAUCAGUAGCCCUUCGGAGCCACCCACGCUCACACCCACGUCACCACGCUCUGCCAGCAACUUGCCUGAGAAAUUCGAGCGCCGUCGGGUCCUAUCAGCCAGUACCGAUCUUUCCAUGACUUCGGAUCCUGAUUCCAGAAGAAUGUCUAUGUCGCCAGUAGCAGAAGGAUGGAAAGCGAUUAAAAUGGAGCCAAUUGAUGUAGAUUCUGUUCCAGCUAAGCCAACUAGUAAGGAAAUUAGAUCACGAGUCCGGUCAGACGACGUAUCCAUGAUGUCUUCUAGUUCAUCAGUUGUAUCAAAUGCGCAUUCGGGCAGGCUGGACUUGAUAGCUAGAUCAGGAGACAAGCAAAUUGCCUCUGAUAGCUCAACCCACCACAAAUCUACCAUGGAUAUUGAUACAAAUCAGGAAAACACUCCAGGUGUGCAAGAUCAAAGACCGUUGCAGAGCUCGACUUCACAUACAGGUAAUCCUUUUACCAACGGCGUCUCAUCUAUUUCAAAUCUUAGCUUUCCACCUACAAGUAUCAAAAAACGGAGAUAUCCUGAGGAUUUAAACAAUGAGUGCUCAAAUUCUAACAUACCGUCACCGCCGACAAGAAUAUCAGAUUCUAAGCGAGGCCUCUCAACACAGAGCAUGGAUGUAGAAGACUAUGGGCCAAAUAACAGGAUAACCAUAUCCAGUCGCACAAAGCCCUCGCCAUCUGUGGACGACAGCAACACUUCCCCCACGGUAGCAAAAAGGACAGCACUCUCCAUCACAAGCACCAAAUCGGCUGAGUCCAGCCCUUCUGUAAAGAGAUCGGUCUUGAAUACCAUGUCAAUGCUAAAGCAAAAUGAGAACCCAGAACCUGAAAACCCAAAAUCUGAAAACCCAAAAUCAGCAGACGAGGCACUUAAAGCAUGGAACGCCGCAUUGCGUUCUGUUAGACUAUCGUACAAUUCAGCAAAAGACCUAAAAAAUCCUCAAAUUAGCAGUAACAAUGUAGCUAAUCAAAAUCUUCCUGCUGCUUCGAGCGUUGGCUCCUUACCUGAGGGUAGAAAUAAAGAAACAACAGUAGAGCAAGCUCAGGAAGCGUUGAUAUCGAAAGCAUCGGCGAUGGGCCAAGAUCAGCAACCUAUAUCUGAUGUAGAAUCUGAUUCUUUCACGGCGGAUGAAGUUAUGGAAUCAGGAUCUGCACCAGUCUCUAGAUUACGGACCGAGCCAAAUAUCAAAGUCGUUGUUCACGGAGAGGAAGUGACGACCGGCGAGCGUAUGUCGUCCCCCAGAGCCCACAUCCACGCAGUGAAGAUGCAAUCGUCAGAUGUUUCCGGUCUAACAGCGUCCUUAAAAGAAAAUGUCCGCCGCCAUGCGCUACCUGCUAAACCUCAGACAAUCGUAUCGCCCUAA
This is a messenger RNA of Lobosporangium transversale, 1803 nucleotides long. RefSeq lists its product as hypothetical. The record is from RefSeq and is a predicted model, not a curated record. Bases 1 to 1803 code for a protein of 600 amino acids. NCBI's taxonomy places the organism in Eukaryota, Fungi, Mortierellomycota, Mortierellomycetes, Mortierellales, Mortierellaceae. The transcript is spliced from 2 exons.